Molecule: messenger RNA, 2025 nt
Organism: Dama dama (fallow deer)
Lineage: Eukaryota; Metazoa; Chordata; Mammalia; Artiodactyla; Cervidae
Product: shugoshin 1-like
Biological process (GO): meiotic chromosome segregation
Cellular component (GO): chromosome, centromeric region; nucleus
Source: RefSeq, a predicted model, not a curated record
UUGAACGCGGACGGCGGCGCGAUCCGAGGUCUGAGGCUGGGGUCCCAGAGGUCCCGGCGCGCGUGCCCCGGCCUUCCCGCGGAGCCUGGUGUGAGCGGAGCGACAGCUGCGGCGGAAGCCGUGGCCCAGUCCUAGGGCAGAAGAUGGCCAAGGAAAGAUGCCUCAAAAAGUCUUUUCAAGAUAGUCUUGAAGACAUAAAGACAAAAGAGAAAAGGAGUAAAAAUUUGACAGAGAUUAAACGAAAGUCUUUGAUCAUUGCACCAUGCCAAACAACCACCAACACUUCCAAAGUGCUAAACUACGAAGACAACAACAGAAUGUUAGCCUUAGCUUUGGAAAAUGAAAAGUCCAAAUUGAAAGAAGCCCACGAUGUCAUCUUAAAGCUGAGGAGAGAAUGUUACUUCCUCAGCUAUCAACUAUACACACUGAAAAAUAAACUUACGUCACAACAGACAGAAGAACCUGCUCAGAACCUAGAAUUAUGUCCCUCUGGAAUGGACUCCAAAAUUGGAACGGACUCCAAUAGUGACAACAACUCCAGAGACUUGUUUGUGAAGCAUUUACCGCAAGUUCUUGAGGAUGCUGACUGUCCAGGACAAGAAGAAUCAUUCCAAGUAGAAGAGCCAAUACCUACUAUUUCUCAAGACAGACCAGGAUUUGAUUUGGAUUCAAGUGAAGAUAAGUCAACCGAUAUUGUCUUACCUAGAACUAUAUCUCUCCGUCGUGGUUUAGAGAAAUACAUUAACAGUCCAUGUCAGAUUACUGCUGUGGAUGAUUUUGGAAUCAGUCAUUUGUCAGAGGACUCUUUGGAACUAGAAAGGAUUAGAUUUGCAGACCCACCUAUAAGCACACGGAUACCUGAAAAUAGAGAACAAAGUGUUUGUCGGUACAACAGGAGUCAAAUUUACUCAUCACCAAGGCUGAUUCACCCAGGACGAGCUACUAAAACAAAGAAAAACGUUUAUGAUUAUAAAUCACAGCAAACUAAAAGUAAGCAUAGAGGUGCCAAAGAAAGAAAAGGAAAAGAGAAAGCUAACAAAAGGGGAAAAUCAAAAUCUGUAUCAAAGUAUAAAGGGAGCAAAAGUGAAAAUAAAACUGUUUCCAAAAAAAAGUUGAAUGAAGUUGUCACCUCCUGUGAUGCUUACAAUUUUAAUUUGGAAGAAGGUGUUCACCUCACUCCUUUCCGGCAAAAAGUGUGUGAUAAUGCUAAAAGAGAAGAAACCGACAAUGAAUCUGAAGUGAGCAUCUGUGAAUCAAGCUGUUCAGGAGAUGAUUCUGAUGACCUCUAUGUCCCCACGUGCAAGUCCAGUCCAGAUCUCAGCAGUGAAUCAACUAGGAGUCCUGUCCCCAGGCCUCGACCUAAGCGAGCACUAAGACAUCAGGGCGGAAAGGGGACGGAGGGCUCUGAGACAAGGGAAGCUCCUCCUGGUGUACUGCUUGAAACUCACCAGUCACCUCAUUUUAGCCUGAAGGAUAUCACGAAUGUUCCUUUGUAUCCUGUGAUGAAAACUAGAAAGCUUUCUCUUUCUCCAAAAAAGAAUGUAGAAAGCCCACCAGUGUCUUUACGUAAACGCAGGUGCGCAGCCGCCAUCGUGAACUAUAAGGAACCCACGCUUGCUUCGAAACUGAGAAGAGGGGACCCUUUUACAGAUUUGUGUUUCUUGAAUUCGCCUAUUUUCAAGCAGAAAAAAGAUUCCAGACACUGUUCUAAAAAAAAAACACGUGUGAAGCAAGUACAAUGAAGCCUGUGUUAGAUGCUAUUGUAAUUCAUCCUCCACCCGCUUCUGUGGCGCCAAGAGGGAAUCUGAAAAAUAGUAUUCAAAUGGUUAAACUAUUGGCCGUAGAAUAUUCUCUUGACAAGAUUGUAGAUCAUGAGCAUGUCUUCAAAACUAUACUUCAGAAGUGAUGUGUCUUCUUAAACCUUUGAUACAUUUGGUUUAUUUUUCUUCUAGCUAUAAAUAAUUGGACUGAAGCACUAUCAUAGUUUAGAUUUUUUUUUAUAUUGCCUAAAACUUAAUUGAUGUA